UCAACGACGACGCGUUCCGGGCGCUUGCUGCUGCGCAUGCGCCGUGGACACCAUCUUCCUCCCCCCCCCCCACCCCGCCCCCUGUACGGCGAAAUUUCCAGCAGAGCCGCGGACGUCGCCAUUUUGUCGGACCGGGAAGAGCCGGCUCAGGAGCGUGCUCGCGAGGAGGAGCGCAGACGAGCGGGGCCCCGGCCAUGGCGACCUCCUGGCAGGACGAGGACGAGGACUUGAAGGCGGGGGGGGCCAAGGGCCUCGGCAACCGGCCCAGGUUCUCCUUCUCCGAGAUCAAGAUGCUGCUGCAGCAAGUCCGCAGGAACAGAUACAUCCUCCUCAGGAAGUUUAAUCACGGCGUGUCGGCGGAGGCCAAGAAACAAAAGUGGGCCGAGAUCACCGAUCAGAUCAACGGUCUGGGACAGAACCACAGAGAGGUGCGGCAAAUCAUGAAGAAAUGGGCGGACCUGAAAUGCGACGGCAAGCGUCGGCUGGCCCUCCUGCGCGCUCCCAACGGCUCGGCGGGGAGGAGGAAGAGGAAGUCCCUGGACUCGGUGGAGAAGAUGGUCCACGGCAUCCUGCUGAUGAGUCCCACGGGAGACGUUCUCAGCGACGAGGAUGACCAAGACCAAGGCUCCGAGUCCGCGGCGGCGGGCGGCAAGAAGGCCGACGGCUGCUACUCGUCCCUGGACGCCGCCAACAGCUCGCUCUCGCUUCCCGGGGGGCUUUGCCUGGACUUCUCGCCCCUCUCGUCGCCCGACAAGGAGCUGAGCGGAGACCCCUUCCACUCGUCGGACGACGACGCGGAACCUUCCAUGGACUGCGACGACAACUCCAGCUUCUCCGUCCAGUCGUCCUUCGCCCCGCCCAAGCUGGUCCACACGUACUCUCGACACAACCGCGGCGCCGUCAGCACCACCUCCAAGGAGGGCGACGCCGAUUCGUCCGCCGCUUCGCCGCCGCCCUCCGACGGCGCCCUCGCCGCCGUCACCUCAUCCUCGCCCUCGCUCCCGCCCGCCGCCAAUGACUCGUCUGGGCCGGCGGCGCCCUCCUCUCCCUCGUCCGAUCGCCGGCCCGAGCGCGCGGCGGAAUCGGGGGGCGGGGGCGGCGGGGUGCGGGCCGACCCGCUGCCGGCCGGCCGGACGGCGCCGUCGGGCUUGGCGCAGCUGGCGUGCCACAGCGUGCAGCAGCAGCGCGCCAGUCGUCAGCUGUUGGCCUCGGUGUCGCGCUCGCUGGAGACGCUGGCGCAGUCGCUGCAGCUGCUGGUGGAGAGCCAGCAGGAGUUUGUCAACGAGUCGCUGACGCUGCAGCGGGAGACGCUGGGCGUGCUCAAGACCUUCUCGGGCGCCGCGCUGGCCGUGCUGAGAGACGCCAAGGCGCAAGGCCCCGCCCUCAGGCCCGACAAGAUGGACGCCGGCGCCUCGGGUCGCGCCACAUGAGCCCGUGGCUGUCUCCCCC
Molecule: messenger RNA, 1449 nt
Organism: Hippocampus zosterae (dwarf seahorse)
Lineage: Eukaryota; Metazoa; Chordata; Actinopteri; Syngnathiformes; Syngnathidae
Exons: 7
Coding region: 195-1430 (411 amino acids)
Cellular component (GO): nucleus
Source: RefSeq, a predicted model, not a curated record